Molecule: messenger RNA, 2114 nt
Organism: Toxorhynchites rutilus septentrionalis
Lineage: Eukaryota; Metazoa; Arthropoda; Insecta; Diptera; Culicidae
Product: serine/threonine-protein phosphatase 2A 56 kDa regulatory subunit gamma isoform-like
Exons: 2
Coding region: 337-2019 (560 amino acids)
Biological process (GO): protein dephosphorylation; signal transduction
Cellular component (GO): protein phosphatase type 2A complex; nucleus; cytosol
Molecular function (GO): protein phosphatase activator activity
Source: RefSeq, a predicted model, not a curated record
GCCGUGGAAAAAUCGCUACAUGAAUGAAAGAGUGAAAAUCGAGUCCACAUCUGUCAAAUUUGGGAGUGUUUUUACUUGUGUUUCUACAGAAAUUAAGUUCCUUGCGGAAUAAAACGCCAAGAUUAUCAACACUUUGUCGGUUCGGAUAGCCCUGAUGUUCUCAUAUUUGUUGUGCAACGCGUGACAACGUACCACAGAGUGUUUCGGAUGUGUUUCAUAGCGUGUAAGCUCUAGCCUUUUUGGUUGACGAAAGAAGGGCAACAAAAGGGUUCGUGGAGCAUCUACUGAAGUCCGCUAGAGGUUUAGUUUCUACAAGAUUGCCCAGGAAGAGCCUCGAUGCCGCAACCGAAUCUGGACAGCGAAGGCAAUAAGAAAAUGACAAUGAACGACGAUGGGAACGGAAUGACGAUGACAGGCAAUUCCGCCUCAACAAUCACGACCAAUAAUAACUCACUUUUGGCAAAUACAGCAACAGCGACAACAACAAAUGGAACUAACGGAGGAGGCGGUGCAGUACCUGGAGUAAACAAUAAUGGAAGUAAACUUAACAAUCUUGACAAACGCACGUCGAGUAAUAGUAGUAACAAUGGUUCCAAUUCUCGAUUCAUCAUUCCGAAAUCGAACGAAAUUGAAACAUUGCCCCAGCUGAAAGACGCUCCGCCUAGCGAAAGAGAGGAGUUAUUUGUACACAAACUUCGUCAGUGUGGCGUUCUGUUUGACUUCUCCGAGCCGUUGAAUGACCUGAAGUAUAAGGAAAUCAAGCGCUGCGCUUUGCAAGAAAUGGUCGAAUACCUUAGCAGUCAGCAGCAAAUCAUCACAGAGCCAAUAUAUCCGGAGGCCGUUCAGAUGUUUGCUGUUAAUCUAUUCCGUACGCUGCCACCGUCAUCUAAUCCCAAUGGAGCGGAAUUCGAUCCGGAAGAGGAUGAACCUACUCUGGAAGCCAGUUGGCCACACUUGCAGUUUGUGUACGAGCUUUUCCUGAGGUUUCUCGAAUCACCGGACUUCCAGCCGAGCGUUGCCAAACGCUAUAUUGAUCAUGGUUUUAUCCUAAACCUGCUGGAACUGUUUGAUUCGGAAGAUCCGCGUGAGCGUGAUUUCCUGAAAACGGUUCUUCAUCGGGUGUAUGGCAAAUUUCUCGGGUUGCGAGCCUUCAUCAGGAAACAGAUUAACAAUAUUUUUUACAAAUUUAUCUACGAAACGGAACACCACAAUGGAAUUGCUGAACUCUUGGAGAUUUUGGGCAGUAUUAUCAAUGGUUUCGCUCUUCCGCUUAAGGAGGAACACAAACACUUCUUACUCAAGGUGUUGCUCCCGCUGCACAAGGUCAAGAGUCUGUCGGUCUACCAUCCGCAGUUAGCGUAUUGUGUCGUUCAGUUUUUGGAGAAGGAUCCGAGUUUGACUCAGCCAGUGAUCAAGUGUUUGCUAAAAUUCUGGCCCAAAACGCAUAGUCCCAAAGAGGUGAUGUUUUUGAACGAACUUGAGGAAAUUCUGGACGUGAUCGAACCUGCAGAGUUCCAGAAAGUGAUGGACCCUUUGUUCCGUCAGAUAGCGAAGUGCGUCUCGAGUCCACACUUCCAGGUCGCGGAAAGAGCGCUAUACUAUUGGAACAAUGAAUAUAUUAUGUCCUUGAUAUCGGAGAACUCGAAAGUUAUUUUGCCGAUAAUGUUCCCGGCGUUACACGAGAAUUCCAAGUCACACUGGAAUAAAACUAUUCAUGGUUUAAUUUAUAAUGCCAUCAAGUUGUUUAUGGAGAUGAACCAGAAGCUGUUUGACGAGUGUCAUCGGAAAUACAAGGCCGAACAGCAAUACGAACCGGAGAAAUUGACCCGCCGAGAGGAGAUCUGGCAGCAGGUGGAGAAUCUAGCCCGGCAACAUCCGACAUAUGACCAAUUUGCUCCGAUGGACGUUGAUAGAGUAGCUACGGGCGAGUCAACACGUGCCGGAUCUGAGUCCGGAGAUGAGGAUUCGGUCCUAACGAGAACCUACAGUAGAGUACCGGUGGUCCAACAAAAAUCAUAAAAUGGGGAAUUUUUCUGUACUAUUUCUGUUUUUAAACAAGUACCUUCUGAAAACACGAAAGCUUGAUUUGGCGAACGACACAACGUUCAAUGAAA